AUGUCAGCAUUUUAUAGCAUUUGCAAUUGUCGAAAAACACCACGUGAAUCGCAGCGCAGCCCGUAUUUCCCAAGAUCUGGGGAUGUCACAUCUCCGGGCUUGCACUUUCUUCCUGAAGUGAACGAGCUGCGACCAGCGUGUGCUGUGAGAACCAACCCACCAGAAUGCGAAAUUCCCAAUAUCCUCAAAAAACAAGAAGAGAAAUGUUUUGAGAAGUUGACAAAUGAUAAAAGCAUUUUUGAGAAGCAAAAGUUUCAAGCAGGCUGCGAAGGAAUGUGGGAUAACUUGACGUGUUGGCCCUUCUCCUCACUUGGAAAGACUGUUACCCUACCUUGCCCCAAUGUGAUCUAUCUUUUGGCUCAAAAGGAAGGUUUUAUUUCUCGAAACUGCACAAGUGAAGGGUGGUCUGAUACAUUCCCUGAAUACAGAACAGCUUGUGGAUAUGAUAUGGAUGAUACCACAAAUGAUGCCAAGGAAGCAUUCUACAUGAAACUGAAAAUCAUUUACACUGUGGGAAACAGCAUUUCUUUCAUAUUCCUGUUCACAGCAGUCACAAUCCUCAGCUUAUUUCGGAAGCUUCACUGUACCAGGAAUUAUAUUCAUAUGCAUUUGUUUGUGUCAUACAUUCUUCGUGCAAUUUCAAUCUUCAUAAAAGACAAUGUCUUGUUUUCCAGUGAGGAUAAGCGUCACUGCACUAUUUACCCGGUUGAAUGCAAAGUCGCUAUUGUUUUCUUCCAAUACUGUGUCCUGGCUAAUUUCAAUUGGUUGCUCAUAGAAGCAUUGUACUUGCACACACUUCUGGCGGUAUCUGCCUUUUCAGAGCAAAAAUAUUUCAGAUGGUACAUCAUUCUAGGAUGGGGUGCACCAGCAGUUUUUAUCAUAUCCUGGUCAAUUACAAGACAGAUAUAUGAGAACACUGGCUGCUGGAAUGUUAACUCGGAUGUACGUAUAUGGUGGAUCAUUAAAGGACCUCCAGUUGUAUCAAUUUUGAUCAACUUUAUUCUCUUUGUGCGCAUCAUUAGGACAUUAAUGAAAAAACUAAUUAUGCCAGAUGCAGUGGGACAAGAUUUAAACCAGUACAGGAGGCUUGCAAAAUCCACUCUCUUCUUAAUCCCAUUGUUUGGAAUCCAUCAUACUGUUUUUGCAUUUCUUCCGGAUAUUGAAAACUACCUUGCAGUGUACUUGCGUGUAGGCUUUGAACUUGGUCUUGCAUCGUUGCAGGGAUUUGCUGUUGCAUUACUCUACUGUUUCCUUAAUGGGGAAGUUCGAGCUGAAAUCAAGAGAAAAUGGAGACGAUGGAGGUUAAAGAAAUAUUUUGCUGUUAACUUACGCAAUCAAAAAAGUUCCAUAAUUACCAGUGGGGUAACUGGUGCAAUCCAAGUAUCGCUACUGACAAGGUGCAAUUCCCAGAUCCAUGUCUCAAAUUGUCAGAGUGCAAUGCAACAAAGCUAA
Messenger RNA from Hemiscyllium ocellatum (epaulette shark), 1452 nucleotides. RefSeq names its product secretin receptor-like. Gene Ontology annotation, molecular function: vasoactive intestinal polypeptide receptor activity; G protein-coupled peptide receptor activity; peptide hormone binding. NCBI's taxonomy places the organism in Eukaryota, Metazoa, Chordata, Chondrichthyes, Orectolobiformes, Hemiscylliidae. The transcript is spliced from 14 exons. The record is from RefSeq and is a predicted model, not a curated record. Bases 1 to 1452 code for a protein of 483 amino acids. Gene Ontology annotation, cellular component: plasma membrane. Gene Ontology annotation, biological process: cell surface receptor signaling pathway; adenylate cyclase-modulating G protein-coupled receptor signaling pathway.